GGCUUUGCGAUAGAAGCGGUGGAGGCGUUUCUUCCCCAGCUCGGCGAUGGCCUGACGCUCGAAAUCGAAUGCGAGCCGCGGAAUGAAACGAGCUGGAAGCUGGGUCUGCGGUUGGGAUUUGAGGAGAUAGGUACGGUCGAGAAGGCUGAGUUCUCCAAAGGCGAGUGGGUGGACUCGUUGGUGCUGCAUAAG
Mytilinidion resinicola is the source of this 192-nucleotide messenger RNA. RefSeq lists its product as uncharacterized. The record is from RefSeq and is a predicted model, not a curated record. The annotation marks the transcript as partial. Lineage: Eukaryota; Fungi; Ascomycota; Dothideomycetes; Mytilinidiales; Mytilinidiaceae. The transcript has a single exon.